Messenger RNA from Harmonia axyridis, 1025 nucleotides. RefSeq names its product cuticle protein 7-like. NCBI's taxonomy places the organism in Eukaryota, Metazoa, Arthropoda, Insecta, Coleoptera, Coccinellidae. The record is from RefSeq and is a predicted model, not a curated record. Gene Ontology annotation, cellular component: extracellular matrix. Bases 225 to 860 code for a protein of 211 amino acids. The transcript has 4 exons.
GUGUCUGGUCAUUGAAGAUGAUGGAUUGACCCCACAAAAAGUUUUAUUGUUUUACUUGUGUCGACCGAAAAUUAGUGCGACCUUGUUUGACACGGGUUGCUAAAUUCUUCAUUUGGAGGGGCGUAGUCUGAUGAACAUCAGCACUAUAAUGUCGGGAGGAGCUUAUAAAAGAGUACUAGGAAAGUGAAGUUAUGUCAGUGUGUUGAGAUUUUUUUGAAUGAAAUAUGAAUAAGUGUGCUAAUAUGAAUAAUCUCAAGAGUGCUAUUGUUGUUGCAAUUUCCUUCUUCGUAUCUACGACACUGGGAGGAGUCAUAGUGGAGCAACCAAGUUACGCUAGUUAUGCACCGAAACAUUCAGUGGAUUAUUAUUCACCUCCAAAAUACUCCUUCAAAUACGGAGUCUCUGACCCACACACUGGAGAUCACAAAAGUCAGCAGGAAAGUCGUGUUGGAGAUAUUGUCAAAGGACAAUAUUCUCUAGUCGAACCAGACGGUAGUAUCAGAGUUGUCGACUACACGGCAGACCCAGUGAAUGGUUUCAACGCGGUGGUAUCGAAAUCAGCGCCAUCUAUUCACGCGCCAGCGAAACAUCACGUUGAAGUGGUACCGGCAGUAGUGAAGAAGUUGGUACCUAUAUCGAAACCUGUAGUAUCUGUAGUCAAGACAGUUCCCUUGGUACCUCACAAAUAUGCAGUACCAUCGUACCAUAACACGAUAGGAGCGCUACCUGUUGGGAAUAUUGUGUACGCGAAUGAAAUUGGUCAUGACCAGUACUACCAAGAUUACCAGGAUUCAGCCUACGCUUAUCCACAGUACGAUUUAGAGUCUUAUUAUGAUAAUCAUAAUCAAGUACAUUACUGAACAAACAUUUCUGAUUGAAAUGAAUAAGUUAGUUGAUAUUACGCAUUUAUAGACCAAAAAUAUUUUUAUAAGUAGCCAUCGAUAUAACUGUACAAAAACAAAGUUUUAUCAUUAAGACAUGUAUUAUUCUGUUCAAUUGUUAAUUUAUUUCGAAUAAAACGAUAU